Symbiodinium sp. CCMP2592 is the source of this 2217-nucleotide messenger RNA. The record is from the annotation of a GenBank genome assembly. Lineage: Eukaryota; Dinophyceae; Suessiales; Symbiodiniaceae.
AUGGACCUGAGCCAUAGACUUGGGCCGGCGGCUGCCUCUGGAUCUGCAGGCGCGCUUAUCCUGGCUGCUCUCCAACAGGCAUUCAGAUCUCCGGAUUUGCCUGACUUUCGCUGCCCGGAUUUGCCUCCGGAUUUAAAUCUUCGCCUGCUGGGUUUGCAUUUGGACCUCCUCUCCCUCGAGGACGUUCAGGCUCAGCUUGAUUCACUUUGCCGGCGCAUUCGUGUGCUGGAAAUCGAGGCUGGCCUAGUUGCUGCCCCUGAGGCCGAGGAGGCCGCCUCUUCGAGUGCCCUAGGGUACUCUGUCGUUUCGGCUGGAGGCCCAGCCGAGGAGCGCCAGAACGACGGCGUUCUGGGUUGGGAGCGGCGUUUGGAGAUCGCUCGUGAUACUGGUAAUUUCUUCCGUCGCUGCCUGGAGGGCAGGGAUCGUCGAGGAGCGGGCCAGACCAAGAUUGGCUUACCUAAGCGAGUGUACGUAUUGGUCCGGGACAGCGCCGGGCACACCUUCCAGGACCCCGUCAGGGUCUUCUUUCGCUUCAGUGACAUCUACCCUCUUGUCCAACAUCAAGGUGGGUACGGCGACUCCAUUUUUGCCGGGUUCGCCUCGCAGCGCGAGGCCAAGGAUGGCGCUGCAGAUGCUCUGGCAGAAGCUCCCCCUCCGGGAGAGGUUGGCGAGGAGGAUGCAUUGCUGGAUGGCAGCGCUUUGUCCCCGCGAGAUUGGUGUUUGGUGGGACCCGAUGGCACAAACCUCGAGCUGGAGCAGACCUUCCUCGUCUUGGAGUUGCCGAGUGGGGCGGGGGAGGCAGCCAAGCUUGUUUCCGUAAUUCCUAUAGUGGUGGUUGGGAACAGGCUUCUCGCAGCACUCCCUUCUUCCGUUUGGCAUCGCUCGCCCAGCCGACGUCUGUUGCCGCCUGGUGCCUUGGUAAAGCCCGUGUUAGCCGUGGUAGCUGGGCAGCCUGGGGAAUCGCAGGAGGUUGCCGAGCUCAAGGUGUGGGUCGCUUUCCUUUCUUCUGGGGUCGAGGUUUUGAUUCGAGAGCAGGCCGAGGAGGAGAGCAUUCCGCACGACUUCGAGGAUGCCCAUGGUCAGCCUGUUCGACCUCUUCCCGAUGCUCUCGUUUCCCUCGGAGACGAGCACUUCUCUUUUCUUACCGCCGAGUCUGCUGCUCCUCCGGCUGCUCGUCCUGCCGAAGGCGGGGCCUUCGAACGACGGGUCACGGCACUGGAAGGCUCCCUGACCGAGAUCAAAGAGUGCCUGGCCACUUUGGUUGCGGGGCAGAAGGCGGCAAAGGAGAAAGGGCCAGGCCGGGCAAGCGCCGAACAAAGGGCAGAAGCAAAGCCAGCAAAGGUGCAGAAACCGGCUCCGAGUACAGGCCCACCGGGAGCAGGCAUCGGGAACUUAGACCGGCAGGCCGUGAAUGCGGCCCGUGCCGCCGGGAUCUCCGAGGAACACCUGCAGCAGAUGGCCAAGGCGGUGAUGGAGCUGACCAAGAUCGCCAAGAGCCUCGCUGGAAAGAAGAAGGAGCCUGCCGCCGACUUCGAGAGUCUGUUGUCAGGCGGGCUUGGGGACAGGGCCGAGUCCAGUGCCGGAUCAUCCCGAAGGAAUUCCGCGGCUUUGCUUGCUCUUCGGAAACUUCUCCGGGAGCGACCGGCGGUCAUCUACGAGGCCAUGGAGCGAAAUCUCAGAGAAGAUUUUGGAUUGCAGGAAGGGGUGCCCGGGGCGCCCGAAGGCCGAGCCACAGCGAGGGCUUGGUUGCAGGCGAGAUCCCGAGUUCAGAAUUACACGAACCAUGUGAGAUGGAUGUGGCAACUGGCCGGGAUCUGGGAUUGCUUAAUGCAGCAACGGACCGAGGAAGCGCGAGCCCGUGUGGCCCUUUUGAUGGGGGCGGGCGAGCAGAGCUCCAUAGAUGCCGGCAAUUGGCUGGUGUCUACAGUCAGCCUGUUGGAGGGACCUCCUCCUUACCAGCAGUUCGCGCAUCACUCGGCUCCGGCCGCCCACGAGCUGCAGCAUUCGGCCCUCUACGAUCCCCGGUGGUUCGAGCUGUUUCUGUGGCAGCUGAAGGAACAAGAAUCCUUCCAAGAAGCCCGCCGCAAGCUCGGGCAGCGUCGCCCCGGGACGCCCGGAGACGGCCGGAAAGACGAAUCCGAGAAGGGCGACAAGGCUCAGAAGGCCGGCGCGAAGGGCAAAGCCAAAGCAAAAGCCACCAGUGCCGCCGACGAGUAG